GAAACAAACAUUUGAACCCAUUUCUCCCAUUCCAACGCGAUGAGUUUUUUCUCUUCUGCUGCCGGGUUGCUGCAGGCCUGCAAGAGAAGGUGCUGGCUGACAUGUUUCAGGUCAGUGUGUCCACUGUCUCCCGUGUUGUUAUAACGUGGGCCAACUACCUUCACCUGCUCCUUGGCUCCAUCCCCAUCUGGAUGAGUAAACAGCAAGUCAAGAACACCAUGCCAAGCAAAUUUGUGCAGUACAGUCUAGAUGUUCGGGUAAUCAUCGACUGCACCGAGGUGCGAUGCCAGAAUCCAUCAUCCUUCACUCUCCAAUCUGAGGUUUUCUCAUCUUGCUCUUUCUACAAGAACACAACAACCUUUAAGGCCUUGAUUGGGAUUGCCCCUUGUAGUGCUGUGACUUUUGUGUCAAGUCUCUUCACCGGCUCCAUCUCUGACCGAGAGCUGACUGAACGAAGUGGACCGCUGGAUUUACUGGAGCCAGGAGAUGGCUGCAUGGCAGACAAGGGUUUCACCAUUGAGAAGCUGCUAGCUGACCGUGGGGCAACACUGAUUAUACCACCCUUCAAGAUGACAGGGCAGUUCACCGAAGAGGAUGCUCUGAAAACACAAGCAAUCGCCCGACUUCGAAUCCUUGUGGAAAGAGCAAUACGCAGAGGCAAGGAAUACCGCAUCUGGGAACGCACUGUCCCUCUCACCUUGUCUGGGACAGUCAACCAGCUGUGGACCGUCUGCUGUGUGAUGACCAACUUCCAGGGACCACUUAAUUUAAAAGGCUGCAUCCCUGUUGAAUAGUGUUUCUACUCAAACAUAUACCGAUAAAUAUUAAAACGAGAGACACAGAACAUUUGGAGUGGUCCCUUCAUUUUUUCCGGGGCUGUAAUUCUGUAUACUGAAAACAUUGUACUGUAUAUUUUGAAUGACAUGUAUAUAAUUGAAUGAGAAGUCUCAUCUAUGAUCAAUUUUAAAGUCCAGUCGGUCCAU
Gadus macrocephalus (Pacific cod) is the source of this 983-nucleotide messenger RNA. RefSeq lists its product as uncharacterized. The record is from RefSeq and is a predicted model, not a curated record. The transcript is spliced from 2 exons. NCBI's taxonomy places the organism in Eukaryota, Metazoa, Chordata, Actinopteri, Gadiformes, Gadidae. The coding region runs from base 102 to 794 and encodes 230 amino acids.